AUGUCCGCUAUGAAACCAUUCGCAGAGCCAGUGCCCGGUUGCAAGCCUGCAGCUCCCCCGGCGCUGACGGCUGACCAGCAAACCAAGUACGACGAACUUCUCACCGAAGUCAAGUCUUGGGAGUCUCUCCCCACCACAAAGACCGGAACGGAGACCGCGCCCGUAUCCGAAGACGAGCGUUUCUGGCUCACCCGCGAAUGUCUUCUUCGUUACCUACGCGCCACCAAAUGGGACCUUAAAUCCGCGAUCCAGCGACUACGUGCGACCUUGAUAUGGCGCCGUGAGUUUGGCACCGAGACCUUCACUGCCGACUACAUAUCCGAAGAGAACACAAAAGGCAAGCAGGUUCAACUGGGCUUUGACAAGGAGGGCCGCCCGUGUCUGUACUUGCUGCCACAGAACCAGAAUACCAAGCCGAGCCAAAAGCAGGUAGAACAUCUGGUGUAUAUGCUUGAGCGGACGCUUGAUCUGCACCCACCUGGCCAGGAAGGACUAGCAUUGUUGAUCGACUUCCGCAACACGAGUUCGGGUGGAACUCCACCCAUGAGCAUUGCGAAGCAAGUGCUAGAUAUCCUUCAGAGUCAUUACCCGGAGCGAUUGGGUAGGGCGCUUCUCACACACUUGCCGUGGUAUAUCUCUGCUUUCCUCAAGCUGAUAAGCCCUUUCAUCGACCCCGUCACGAAAUCGAAAAUCAAGUACAAUGAGCCCCUCGUCGACCAUGUCCCCGCAUCACAGCUCAUGGUUGCCGCCGGUGGUGAGGUGGAUUUCAAAUACGAUCACAGCAUAUACUGGCCAGCUCUGGCUGAAAUGGCAGCAGAGAGGAAACAACAACGGAAAGAUCGGUGGGAGAAGGCUGGGAAGCCAAUUGGAGAGAGCGAGAUAUACCUCUGGGGAGGAGAAGAGGCUAGCAUUGGUGCGAAAGUGAAGGAAGAUGUUGAAGUCACAGCUGAGGAGAAGGCUGGUGACAAGACUAUCGAUGAGACAAAGAAGGAUGUUGACACUGAUGCUGCUGCUGCUACGAAGAGCAGCGAAGAAGCUACACUUGUUGACGGCGUUGCAAACCUCGACAUAAAGACCAGCGAACCUGUCAAGACGACUGCAUGAGCGCGCCGAGUGCUUGUCCCAAGGGCGAUUACUCACCACAAGAUUUACGGUUAUUCAUUGCAUAUACACGAUUCAACGAAUGCAGCUUUCUGGCACGAUGUUGACAAGCU
This is a messenger RNA of Parastagonospora nodorum SN15, 1214 nucleotides long. RefSeq lists its product as hypothetical. The transcript has 2 exons. The record is from RefSeq and is a predicted model, not a curated record. Gene Ontology annotation, molecular function: phosphatidylinositol transfer activity. The coding region runs from base 1 to 1104 and encodes 367 amino acids. NCBI's taxonomy places the organism in Eukaryota, Fungi, Ascomycota, Dothideomycetes, Pleosporales, Phaeosphaeriaceae.